UCCUGAGCUGCAUUAAAGCCGGAGCUUCCGCAGCUGCACACGCACCAGAGGCUCUCCCUCCGUCCCUCGCUAACAGCUGCGGAUCUUCUUGGAUGUGUCUUCUUUUUUUUUACAUAUACCGCGAUCGGUGCCCGGGCGGCAUCGGGGGACGUAACACGGAUUUUACCGGUCUGUGCGGAGACGCGUCGAGAUGAUGCACUGAGGAGAAAACGACACAGGCUGCACGGUUGUGUUCAUCUCGAGUCUGCAGUGUACGGAGGAGGGAUUGCGGUACAAGAAGGUUACUAAUCAGCGCCAAUAAAGGUCGUGUUUGCGGGAACCGGCUUGAAAGGGUGAAUCUCGCCCCUGUGCGGGGGGAUCGGUGGAUAAAUACAGAUAUAUAAAAAAAUUAUGGCCACCCUACUGCGAAAGAUCGGUCUCAUCCGCCUGCACGACCGAGACACCGAGGACCCAAAGCAUCAUCAGGGAUCUUUAAAGGGGACCAAAGGGAACCAGAAAAACAACGCCAACAAACACUGUCAGACCGCCAACGAAUCCAACAUCCUGAGCACCCCAGAGAUCAAAGCGAGGAAGCUGGACCAGCUCGGCAAGGACAAGCCCACUGUUAAGGAUAAGCAGGGCAAGGAUGCAAAGGAGAAGCAGCAGACGGGGGGAGGAGGAGGAGGAGGAGGAGGGGGGGGGGGGGGGAGUAAAGCGACCAGUGCCUCCUCGAUACCACCGCUGGCGCCCCACCGGCAACACUGUACCCAGGUCCGGACGCGGAGGCUCAUGAAGGAGCUACAGGAGAUCAGAAGGUUAGGGGACAACUUCAUCACGGUCGAGCUGGUGGAGGACAACCUGUUUGACUGGAACGUCAAGCUCCACCAGGUGGACAAAGACUCGGCGCUGUGGCAGGACAUGAAGGAGACCAGCACCGAGUUCAUCCUGCUCAACGUCACCUUCCCCGACAACUUCCCCUUCUCGCCGCCGUUCAUGCGCGUCCUGACGCCCCGCCUGGAGAACGGCUACGUGCUGGACGGCGGGGCCAUAUGCAUGGAGCUGUUGACCCCCCGCGGGUGGUCGAGCGCCUACACGGUGGAGGCGGUCAUGAGGCAGUUCGCGGCCAGCCUCGUAAAAGGACAGGGACGUAUAUGCAGGAAAGCAGGGAAGUCCAAGAAGGCGUUCAGCCGUAAAGAAGCCGAGGCCACCUUCAAGUCCCUGGUGAAGACCCACGAGAAAUACGGCUGGGUGUCGCCGCCCGUGUCGGACGGCUGAGCGCCCGGCCGGCGACCUUUGACCCCCGCGCUAGCCGGAGCAACCCCGCUAGCCCCGACACGCAAAACGACACACCACGCUAACUCAGCAGCUCAUCUCCACCCUUCCGCUCUUUCACCCGAGAGAAUUUUUUUUUUUUUUUUGUUUCUUUUUUGGUUCAUGUCAUUGUUGCUUUCAUCACCUCCGACGAACGUGCCGGAGAGCAGACGCGCAGCCACCGUGAGUCUGUCCCCCGAACAGGCCUGAGAGGGAGGUGUGUGUGUGUGUGUGUGUGUGUGUGUGUCUUUGUCGCUCCAUCAGGCAUCAGCUGUGUGGAUUUCUAUUUUCUUUUUCUCAGCGCACACCUGUAUACGGACAAGUCGGACCGUGUGAAACACUACUGAAUGCAGGAGACCCGUCCCCUCAUACUGAUCCCCCCCCCCACGCUCCCCUCGUCUUUUUAGCACUGAACCAGCGUCGCUUCUCGCCCUCUCUCUCUGUGGCAGUCGGGUCAUUUGCAUAUAAAUGAAGCUGUUAAUGUUUAAUAGACGGCCAGUGCUCUGGCGCUAACGCUCGCUCAUUCCCUCCUUUAUUUCCCACUCUUUCUUUCGACUGUGCCGUUGCGCACAGUUCAAUGCAACAUGAAGAUUGUAAUUUACAUGGAGCUGUGCUCUCUCUCUCUCUCUCUCUUUCUCUCUCUCGCUUUCUCUAUUGUAUUCCUUAGCUGGCUUGUUCACUUUGUUUCCCUUUCCUUCUCUCCAUCUCUUGUGGCUAAAUUUAGAGCUCACUGUUGUGCGAUUGGACAUUGAUUUCUAAGGAAGAAAAAAAUCUCACGUGUUGCUUUAUGCAGAGACUGUGUAUGAUAAAUCCACUGACAGUCAGUCACCUCUGACUCUCUCUCUAUUCUCAUCGUGUGUGUGUGUGUGUGUGUGUGUGUGUGUGUGUGUGUGUGUGUGUGUGUGUGUGUGUGUGUGUGUGUGUGUGUGUGUGUGUGUGUGUGUGUGUGUGUGUGUGCGCGCGCGCGUGUGUCUGUGCGUGUGUGUGAGGGAGAGACGACCCUUUAAACAGAGAAAAACAUGAUUCACUGUGAACGACGCUGAGGCCCGUCUCUCUCCAAUGUGUAAAGAUCUAAAGGCCGGUAGUGAAAACACACGCUGGAUGUUUAUCUGUGCUGGAAACACUCGCUCACACACACACACACACACACACACACACACACACACUCGGCCCACGCGGAUGCCGCCUCGGCGGCAGCGGAGACACCCGGGGAUGAUGACAGACAGGAGCCGAUUGAGUGGCGCAUUAAAUGAGCGUGCGCCUGAUUGAUGUCUGCUGAAAGAGCGGCAAUAGGUGGAGGAGAAGAAGAACAGAGGGAGAGGACGGGAUUGUGGGAGCUUUGAUCGCUGCCGGCUGUUCCUGGAAAAUGUCACGCGCCUCACAAAAUGGCCAAAAACCGAUGUGAUUUGCUCUGCCUAGUUAAAGGUUCCACAGUUCCUGAGUUCCAACCUUCAAAGGGAACUUGAUGAACAUCUAAUAUUAACUCCACUGCUGCAACAGCAUCGGUGCUAAUCAAUCAGGCGCCUACUACUCACCGGCUAUUGGUGCGUCCAGUCCAGCGUGUGUUUGUUUUGCUCUCUGCCAGUUAAAUGUCAGAGGGACGGCCGCUAAUUGGUCUGACAUUUCAGCCGAGCUUCAUUAGAGGCGAACGGCGAGAGCAGAAGGAGGGAGGAUGUCGAGCCUCCCGCUCGGCGCUGACAUUUUGUGGCUCCUGCUCUGUUUUUGAGGGGGGGGGCGAGUCGGGCCCGUGGGUUCCCGGGAUUCGAACCCUCCCAUCGCUCCAUACCACGAGUCCGCCUGUGUGUCGGGUGCAUGUGUGAUCAAGUAUAGGCGCUAGGAAAAAAAAAAAGAGAAGUAGAAAAAAAAAAACAACAACACACCAUCUGGUAUGUGAUCAUGUACGAACGCGUGUUAGUCCUUUUGAAUUUGGCUCAUUUCAGGGUCGGUCGUUUAGUGAACUCUCGGCUCGUCGGCGGAGAAAGCUGUAAACUGAAUCGUUAUUAGGACAAAAUAUCUCAAAAGCUGAGUGUUGGCUGGUUUCAAGAGAAUACUUUUGUGAUAUAGUUUAGACUGGUAGUUUGCAGACACUAACUGGGUGAACUGAUUAUGUUGUAUUAUAUCUGCAUGUGAUAUGUGAUUGGUAGCUAGCUACUGUAUAUCUUUUUUCAAGAAAAGCAAGAGAAAACAUGGGGAAAAACAAAAAACGCAAAUGCUUUCUUUCUCCUUCUUUCUUUUUUCCUCUUUUUGGUUUUCUGUACUGUACCGACUUUAUUUUAUUUUUUUGUUCUCUUUUUAGGGAGUCCUAAAUAUGUCACAUUGUGUUAUAUGAAUGUGUUUUAAUUUAUUUGUGGUUUGCCAAAAUGAAGAUUUGAAGCAUGUUGCAGGUAUUGUCACAAGAAAAUGAAGACGAAAAAAAAAAUACUACGAACGAUGUGUUUGUAUGAGGGGGGGGGGGGGGGGGGGGGGGGUUUGGAGAAGGGAGGGCAGGGAGUUAAGCCUCAAUGUUGUAAAUGGAGUGUUUGCUUCACUGGGAAUGCAUCAAGGUGGAAUCAAGGAAAUUCCCACUUCCUAAAAUACUCCCUAGUCCACUCCAUGAUGUCACUACUGUCCCCUCCCCAUUGGUCCUGUUCUAGGCACUGAUUUGGCCUGUGUGUCACGCAGUCAAGCUCCUCUGAGCCACAGAUCUGGGAUCAGUUUGACCGCCCUAUGCUUCAACUCUCAUUCCUUAAGGGAAUCUGACCUGGGAUCAGUCACUCUUGGGGCAACUCUGUCCCGCUCCUGACUUGAGCGUUGGGUCAAGUCCAAGAUCUCAAAAGCUGAAAAGGUGAAAGGUCGCCGCAAGACCAAACAGGAAUGUGCAAUAAAAGUUACAGCUUAUUCAAA
Molecule: messenger RNA, 4173 nt
Organism: Betta splendens (Siamese fighting fish)
Lineage: Eukaryota; Metazoa; Chordata; Actinopteri; Anabantiformes; Osphronemidae
Gene: ube2ql1
Product: ubiquitin-conjugating enzyme E2Q family-like 1
Exons: 3
Coding region: 391-1254 (287 amino acids)
Source: RefSeq, a predicted model, not a curated record